GUUGUAGUUAGUGGCGGUUUCACAGGAGUACUGGUAGCAGGCCGCACGUUGGGGAAGCUCACGAAAAAUUUACCAAAAGGUUUAUACAAUAGUUGCCUGACUGGAUUGUGGUGUUUGUAUGCCGCUCUCAGAAAAUGGCUGCCCAGGACAUGCGGCUCAACCACACCAUUUACAUCAACAAUCUAAACGAGAAGAUCAAAAAAGACGAGUUGAAGAAGUCCCUGUAUGCCAUUUUCUCCCAGUUUGGGCAAAUCCUGGACAUUCUGGUGUCCCGUUCCCUUAAAAUGAGGGGACAGGCUUUCGUCAUCUUCAAGGAAGUCAACAGUGCCUCCAAUGCCCUGCGGUCCAUGCAGGGGUUCCCCUUUUACGACAAACCUAUGCGCAUCCAGUACGCGAAGCUGGACUCUGACAUAAUCGCCAAGAUGAAGGGCACCUAUGUGGAGCGUGACCGCAAGAAGGAGAAGAGGAAGGUGAAGGGCCCCGAUGUGACUGGGGCCAAGAAGGGCGUGCCAGGGGCCGCAGCCCCAAUGGGCCCCGGGGUCCCGACACCCAUGCCUGGCAUGCCCCCCAUGAGCCAGGCUCCCAGGAUGAUGCCCAUGCCUGGACAGCCCCCCUACAUGCCCCCCCCUGGCAUGAUGCCCCCUCCAGGCAUGGGGCCGGGGCAGAUGCCCCCGGGAGCCAUGCCCCCUGGCCAGAUGAUGCCGGGCCAAAUGCCAGGGCAGAUGCCUCACGCGCAGCAGGUGUCGGAGAACCCACCCAACCACAUCCUGUUCCUCACCAACCUCCCCGAAGAGACCAACGAACUCAUGCUGUCCAUGCUGUUCAACCAGUUUCCCGGCUUCAAAGAGGUGCGUCUGGUGCCCGGGAGGCACGACAUCGCCUUCGUGGAGUUCGAUAAUGAGGUGCAGGCAGGCGCUGCCAGGGAAGCGCUGCAGGGCUUCAAGAUCACCCAGACCAACGCCAUGAAGAUCUCCUUCGCCAAGAAAUAAAAGGAACCGGCUCCUCGUGAUGCAUGUGUACACAUUCAUGCGGCUGGCCAUACGCUUGGGACAAAUUGGGGGCCCCUUUUGUUUGCAAAUUGCACCCACACUGAUUGCCAUGAUUCUCUGUAGCUCAAUUUUAUUUCAUUUUAAUCCCUCCCACCACAAAAGUUGUUCAACACAGCCCACAGGUCCCCCAGCAAUCCCUCUGUGUAGUCUCAUUUCGGCAGUAUCGGUGGGCAGAGCCCAUGGACUUCCCAGGAGCAUGUGCUUGAGGUUGGUAGCUCAUGACCUGUGUCCACCGAUGCUGCCCCUCUUGUCCCUGGUAUCUGUGGAACGAGCCCACACUUCCCAGCAGCGUUCCUGUGAGCUCAGAAGAGGCAUUGCGUCUGUGUCCCAGCUGCGAGGUAAGGGUAAGGAUGGUGCACAGUGAAAGGUUGGUGUCUUUUUACAACCAUUUUAUUCCCCCUCCCUCCCUCAGACAUUCUUUUUGGCUGCACAGAAUGUCUGCGCUGUUUACUUGAUUUAGUUUGAGCGCCUUAACGAUCAUUGCCACCAUGUAGUAUGUUGGCCACUUACAAUUUUUUUUUUUUUUUUUUUUUUCUCCGCAUAAAGAUGUCCUUCUCAGCUAGUUCUUGCAGCUUCCAUGUGAUUUAUUUUAUCCCUUCUGUAGUUUGAAUGUUUACUACCUCAACAGGUAAUCUGGUAUAGUUAAAGACUAAAAGAAAGCCAAUACACCUCAUGCUUCUGGUGGUAAUUUUUUCAAGGCGUAUUGCCCAACAGUUUUUCAAAGCCAAUGGGGAGGGAUGGGUGUUCUCUUGAACAUGUGUUUUGGUUAAUUAUGUAACUCCCAUCAGCCACCUGGAUGUAAUGUGUAAGCAUGCGUGUUAAUUUCCUUUUUAUUGUACUGUCCUAUUGUAAGCAUUGCACCCAGGGUCUGGACCACCAGACAUUGUACCUGGAGCUUUUCUUCAUUAUAAAAUGUUUUAUUAAGCACAA
Conger conger (European conger) is the source of this 1979-nucleotide messenger RNA. RefSeq names its product small nuclear ribonucleoprotein polypeptide A (gene snrpa). Gene Ontology annotation, molecular function: U1 snRNA binding. The record is from RefSeq and is a predicted model, not a curated record. Gene Ontology annotation, biological process: mRNA splicing, via spliceosome. NCBI's taxonomy places the organism in Eukaryota, Metazoa, Chordata, Actinopteri, Anguilliformes, Congridae. The coding region runs from base 135 to 989 and encodes 284 amino acids. The transcript has 7 exons. Gene Ontology annotation, cellular component: U1 snRNP.